Messenger RNA from Kluyveromyces lactis, 2337 nucleotides. It is a transcript of the gene RAD3, whose product is annotated as TFIIH/NER complex ATP-dependent 5'-3' DNA helicase subunit RAD3. The transcript has a single exon. Gene Ontology annotation, biological process: positive regulation of mitotic recombination; nucleotide-excision repair; transcription by RNA polymerase II. Lineage: Eukaryota; Fungi; Ascomycota; Saccharomycetes; Saccharomycetales; Saccharomycetaceae. Bases 1 to 2337 code for a protein of 778 amino acids. The record is from RefSeq and is a predicted model, not a curated record. Gene Ontology annotation, cellular component: nucleus. Gene Ontology annotation, molecular function: hydrolase activity, acting on acid anhydrides, in phosphorus-containing anhydrides; DNA helicase activity; damaged DNA binding.
AUGAAGUUUUACAUCGAUGAUUUGCCCGUUCUGUUCCCAUAUCCUAAGAUAUAUCCUGAACAAUAUCAGUAUAUGUGUGAUAUAAAGAAAACCUUGGAUGCUGGUGGGAAUAGCAUAUUAGAGAUGCCGUCUGGGACCGGUAAGACUGUUUCGUUACUUUCUUUGACAGUGGCGUAUCAAAUGCAUUAUCCUGAGCAUAGGAAGAUUAUUUAUUGUUCUCGUACCAUGUCUGAAAUCGAAAAGGCGUUAGUGGAAUUAGAAUCUUUGAUGGAUUAUCGAUCUAAAGAGCUUGGCUUUGUGGAAGAUUUCCGUGGGUUGGGGCUCACCAGUAGAAAGAACUUGUGUCUUCACCCCAGGGUUAGUAAGGAAAGGAAAGGUAACGUUGUGGAUGAGAAAUGUCGACGGAUGACAAAUGGGCAAGCGAGGAAGAAAAAGGAAGAGAAUCCGGAUGCUAACGUAGAGUUAUGUGAUUACCAUGAAAAUAUGUAUAAUUACGAUGUGGCAGAUUAUUUGCCUCCAGGUGUGUUUUCAUUUGAAAGAUUGAUUCGGUUUUGUGAGGAGAAACGGAUGUGUCCUUAUUUCACUGUACGUCGUAUGAUUUCGAUGUGUAAUAUUAUCAUUUACUCUUACCAUUAUCUAUUGGAUCCCAAGAUUGCAGAGCGUGUGUCGAAAGAGGUCAGUAAAGAUGCUAUUGUGAUUUUCGACGAGGCCCAUAAUAUAGAUAAUGUUUGCAUUGAAUCUCUUUCCCUAGAUUUGACCAAGGAUCUAUUAAAGAAGGCCACUAAAGGUGCUAAUGCCCUGGAUCGGAAAGUCGAAGAGAUGAAGAAAGUGGAUUCACAGAAAUUACAAGAUGAAUAUGAAAAGUUGGUUCACGGGUUAAGAGCAUCGGAUAUCUUGGAACCCGAAGAAGAGCCGUUGGUGGAAACACCAGUUUUGUCAAAUGAUAUAUUGAAGGAGGCAAUUCCUGGGAAUAUAAGAAGAGCUACACAUUUCAUUUCAUUUUUGAAAAGAUUUAUCGAAUAUUUGAAGACUAGAAUGAAGGUUUUACAUGUCAUAUCGGAGACACCAAACUCUUUCCUCCUUCAUCUCAAACAAUUGACAUUUAUAGAAAGGAAACCUUUACGAUUUUGUUCAGAAAGAUUGUCGUUAUUGGUUAGGACCCUUGAAGUCGAGGAAGUGGAAGAAUUUAACGCUUUGAAAGACAUUGCAACUUUUGCUACUUUGAUUUCUACUUAUGAGGAUGGGUUCCUCUUGAUUAUAGAACCGUAUGAAAUCGAAAAUGCGGCAGUGCCCAAUCCAAUCGUUAGAUUUACUUGUCUUGACGCAUCGAUUGCAAUUAAACCUAUCUUCGAACGAUUCUCAUCGGUUAUUAUCACUUCGGGUACCAUAUCCCCGUUGGAUAUGUACCCUAAGAUGUUAAAUUUCGAAACUGUAUUACAACAAUCUUAUUCGAUGACUUUAGCGAAAAAAUCAUUCUUGCCAAUGAUUUUAACAAAGGGUUCUGAUCAAGUGGCAAUAUCAUCUAGAUUCGAAAUUAGAAAUGAUCCUUCCAUUGUUCGUAACUAUGGUUCGAUGUUGGUUGAAUUUGCCAAAAUCACACCCGAUGGUUUGGUCGUUUUUUUCCCAUCUUAUUUAUACAUGGAAUCCAUUAUUUCAAUGUGGCAAACUAUGGGUAUUCUAGAUGAGGUUUGGAAAUACAAAUUGAUCUUAGUGGAAACUCCCGAUGCACAAGAAACUGCUUUAGCAUUGGAAACAUACCGUAAGGCCUGUUCUAACGGACGAGGAGCCAUUCUUUUGUCAGUUGCGCGUGGUAAAGUGUCUGAGGGUAUCGAUUUUGACCAUCAGUACGGAAGAACUGUACUCAUGAUCGGCAUUCCGUUCCAGUAUACAGAAUCUCGUAUUCUUAAGGCAAGACUAGAGUUCUUACGUGAGAAUUACCAGAUCCGAGAGAAUGACUUUUUAUCUUUUGAUGCAAUGAGACAUGCAGCUCAAUGCUUAGGUAGAGUUUUACGUGGUAAAGAUGACUACGGUGUAAUGGUGUUGGCAGACCGUAGAUUUGCAAGGAAGAAAAGUCAACUACCAAAAUGGAUUGCACAAGGUUUAUCUGAUGCCGACAUGAACUUGUCCACGGAUAUGGCUAUCGCCAAUACUAAGCAAUUUUUGCGAACCAUGGCACAACCAACUGAUCCAAAAGAUCAAGAAGGUGUAUCUGUGUGGAGUCAUGCACAGUUACUGGCGCACCAAGAAAGUGUUAAGAAAAAGCAACAUAACGGGUUUGUUGAUUCGGAUGUGACAGAAGUCAAGGAUAAUGACGGGGACAUUGAAAUGAAGGAUUAG